CGGGCCGAAAGUGCCCUGGCCUGCGCCCUCGCCCGCGCCCGCGCCCGCGCGCGCGCCCCUCGCGCCACUUGCCCGGGGCCCGUCUCCUGCGGCGGCCUGAUGGCGGAUGGGCAAGAAAGGCCAGCGGGGCUUGUGGGAUAGCCUGCUGGACACGCUCUCCUGCCGCCCGGACAGCUGCCGCCCCGACAGGCCUUUCUGCCCCGCCGGCAGGGGGAACAUGUGCUCCGCGGACGGCGGGGAGCACGACGACGGUGCGGAUAGCGCGGGCUCCGAGGACGAUCUCAGCGGGCGGCCCCUUGAGUGGCGACCAGCGGCUGUGGUCGAAGGCGGGGGGCUGGACCUCGGGCAGUGGGAGGCAGACCGCGCCCACGGGCACGGCACCUUCACCAAGGCCGGCGGGGGCAAGUACGAGGGCCAGUGGUGUUGCGACCAGAAGUCAGGCAGCGGUAUGGAGACCUGGGCCGAUGGCUCGCGCUACAACGGCGAGUACGAUGGCGGGAAGAAGCACGGCGCGGGCGUCUACUGGUCUGUCUGGGUGGCAGAAGGAGCCGAGGGGGCCCGUGCCUCGGCAGACCGCUUGGUGAGGCGCCUGAGCCAGGAACUGGAGGCUGCCCGCACGGUGUGCGCGAGGCUGCGGGCGGUGCUGGACCAGCGGGUUGCAUGGGGUGAAGGCGGCGUCGAAGCAAAGGCUGCCCGCCGUGAGGCUUUAGCCAGGACCUCCCUGGUGGCGAGGCUCAGCGGCGCGCCCGAGAGCGGUGGGAAGCGCCCGGUGCAGAACGUCUCGCUGCAUGCGAAGCGUUGCCCGCAGGCUGGGGCUCCCUGGUCGGAGUGGAAGGCUGCGCAGCGCGACGGCCGCCUGCCUGGUGGAGCCGCCGUUGCAGCAGCAAUGAAGUGCGAUGUCGAAUGCGAGGUCAACAUCUGCGAAGCAGAGGCGUCGCUCUUCACGCAUCGGGUCGAGAAACUGCACGUGGGACCGCAUGCCGAGAUGCUGCGGCCUGGCGAGAGGCAAGCGUUCGGCGAGAAGCACGCGUGCCCGCCUUGCGAUGUUGGGGUGCUGAUGCGUGAGCUGGGAGUGGCGGCCGCGAGGACCCCGCUGCGGUCUUGCGCCAAGCCGUACCUGAGUGAGAACGCAGCCGAGGCUCGCCUGCCCGAAGGUCUGGUGGAGGGGGAGGCCGAGGCGGCCCAGGGGCCGCCGCGGCUCCCCCCGCCGCCGCCCGGCGGCUCGGAGGCUGCCGCGGCCUGUGCGGCUGCGCCGACGGCUGCCGCGAGCAGCGCCGUGGUCGCGGAGUACCUGGCGGCCCACCCCACGGCGCUCCUCAGCGGCGGCGACGGGGAGGAGCACUUCGACGAGAUCGAGAAGCCCACGUGCGAGGAGCAUGAGGGGCUGGCAGAGCGGCAGGAGCCCGUGUCAAUCGGGUUCGAGAUGGAUGACGGGAGGGGCACUUCGGUGCGCUGCAGGGCGCCAUGGGGGUGCCCAAAGGACGACGAGGGGGACCAGAGCGAGCUGGAGGCCCACGUGUCGGGUGACGGCGCGGGGGACGAGCAAGGCGGCGGUGCGCGGGCGUCGAGCAAGGGGCCGCCGAGCAUCAUCGAGGAACCCACGUGCGAGGAGCCUGAGGGGCAGGCAGAGCAGCAGGAGCCAGAGGACAUCGGGUUUGCGCUGAACGACGAGGAGGAGCCUUUCGGCAAGCUGCGGAGCGCCAUGGGGGUCGUCGACGUUGAGGCGGUGGCAGCAGCUGCCGCGCGGCAGUGCGACUGCGUCGAGGCGCUGUGGGCCAUCGGCAUGCAGAGGUGGGAGGGUGACGCGGCUCAUCGAGCGCUGAUGGUGCGGUCGCCGAGCGAUGGCGACCCGUACAUCGAGCAUUUCAUCGGCAUGAAGACGGUGGUGUGCCAGAUGCUGAUGUGCCAGGUCGUGUUGUGCCCGAUGCCGUUCAUGAUGAUGUGCGCGAUUCUGUUCGCAGUGUGCCAGUUCGUGCAGUGCGUGAUGUUGUGCCCGGCGCCGAUGUGCAAGUUUGCGUUGUGCAAGGUGCUGUUCGCGUUGCCGUAG
Messenger RNA from Prorocentrum cordatum, 2047 nucleotides. The record is from the annotation of a GenBank genome assembly. Lineage: Eukaryota; Dinophyceae; Prorocentrales; Prorocentraceae.